This is a messenger RNA of Oryzias melastigma (Indian medaka), 10765 nucleotides long. RefSeq names its product capicua transcriptional repressor b (gene cicb). The record is from RefSeq and is a predicted model, not a curated record. Gene Ontology annotation, cellular component: nucleus. Bases 362 to 8464 code for a protein of 2700 amino acids. NCBI's taxonomy places the organism in Eukaryota, Metazoa, Chordata, Actinopteri, Beloniformes, Adrianichthyidae. Gene Ontology annotation, biological process: regulation of transcription by RNA polymerase II. The transcript has 21 exons. Gene Ontology annotation, molecular function: RNA polymerase II transcription regulatory region sequence-specific DNA binding; DNA-binding transcription factor activity, RNA polymerase II-specific.
UAGUAGUUCAUUCACCAUUUUGUGACUGUAGUGGAAAAGACCACCGAUAGUUUUUUAUAUUCCCGUUUGAGUUUCUGCGGGGGAAAGACAUGCUUUGCGGAGGAAAAGUAGAGCGCGAGUUUCGUUCGCACGGUCAAAGCCGACGGCUAGGAGGCGUUAGCAAGAGUUGUCCGAGCCUUCUCCUCGAGAGAAUGAGACCACAAAUCUUUCCCUUGUGAGAGGAAAAAAGCUCUGUUCGGACAACGUUGUACAGAAACAGAAGAUCAGAGGACCAGAAAACGGAACAUUGCAAGGAGUGCCUUAACAGUGAAAAAGAGGAGUACCACGUAAUCUACAGCACUUUGUGAACAGCAAGAACAAGAUGAGGCCGUUGAAGAAAAACAGGGGACGCUCACCUUCGUUAACCAGAGGGAGAGGAGGGAGGAGGAAGGCGGGAUCACACACACUCCAUGAAAAAGACUCCAAAAAAGUCAAGAAGGAGAUAUCUGUCAAAGCUGCACAGCACACAACUAACAUUCCCUUGAAGCGAAAACACUCCCCACCCACCGUCCCCAACUCUAUUGAAGAGCCUAUCACGUUAAGCAAUAUAAACACAAAGGAGGAGCCUACGAAACUAAGGAACCACGUGGAGUCGCUUAAGAAUGAGGUAAAAAAAAAUGACGAGGGGACGCCAAAGGACAAAACAGUGGGCACAAAUGGAAAUAGUACUUUACCCACAACUUCUGUAGCAUCUCCUACCUCCCUGCCAGCGCUGCUCACUGUAGCCGCGCAACCUCAAGCCACCAACCACAGUCCCAGCAUAGGCUCAGUCUCCAGUAGAAAAACGGCCACAUUCAAGGCUCGAAUACCCAAGAAAAAAUACACUUAUGAGCACUUUGCCAACAAUGCAAGUGUCAUGACUAGCAUUCCUACCUCCAGCCCUGCACUCAUACAUAACAACUACUGCAAUAUCAACAGUAAAGUUAGCAACACUGCAAAUACUAAUGACGAGAAUUUUAAGAACAGUAAGGAUUUUAGUUCUGAUGUUAACCAAAGCUUUAAUUUUAGCAUCUGCAGAAGUACUAACAGUAAUACUAUAUGUGGAAUAACCAGUAAAACUAGCAGUAGUAGUAGUUGUGCGGGGAGCUACAGCACCUAUAUUAAUAGCAAAAGUAAUAAUUGCUCAGGUAAUCAAAUGUCAGUGCUAACUGUGGACAGUAAAGCUACAGAUGCAAACAAUAUAGUUUUUGUGGAUGAUAAAACCCUCAGGACUGCACAUGUCCAGGAAAAGGAGGCCCAGGAUGGGGAGAACGCAGCAGAUGGGACCCCUAACUCAGUGCGCUCCUCCUCCACUGAUACAGCCAGUGAGCACUCUGCUGACCUGGAUGUAAUAGAAGCAACAGGACCAAGCGCUCAUAUCCUUUCUCCACUUCAUAAUGCCCAGCAGAAAGAAAUGAGCCUGUCAGAAGGACUAGCUAGUACUCUGGCUAAAGGGAUGAAGAACCAGAGGGUGUUGGCUCGCCAAAGAAACAGGACUAUAGAGGCUGUCAGUAAUGGAGACGGAUGCCGCCCAUCUUCAGUGUUCAGCCCAGGGCUGGUGCGAAGGGUGAGUGGAGAUACUGUGGAAAUUGCCCUCCAAGCAGAAGACACCCUUGUUAAAUACCCUUUUCAUGGUGGACCGAUGACGUCAUCCCCACAGACUGAAAGGAUUGUGGAUUUCAUUUUGGACACCCCCCCACCCGGCACGGCCCCUGUGGCUGUCGGGACCAGAGUGUGUGUGCCGUUUGGCGGAGAGGAAGGGGGUUGUCUUUUUUACAGAGAGGGAAUUGUAGCCCGGGUAGACCCCCACCCCGGUGUCUCGUUUCCGUACCAGGUGCUCCUGAAUGAAGAAAGUAAAAGCAGAAGGGCGGGAGAAGAGACGGAGAAAAGCAAAGUCAACGGAAAAGGUGUGUGGGUGUCUCGACAAAGCCUGCGACUGCUCACUCCUCCCUGGGAAGUCUCACAUUUAGAUGGUGGGGGGGCAAAGGAGAGGGAGCGCGAGAGGGAAAGGGAGGAGAGGGAGCGGCGGGAGGAGAUGGAGGUAGAGAGAGAGGUCUGCCAGUUGAGUAUUGGGAUGGGGGUGCUAGGGGGUCAUGAGUUCUCCCAUGAAGGGGCUACAGGAGUGCACUCUUUUGGAGCACCCAGCUCCUCCGUUGCAUCGAGCGUUGUGGUCAUCACGGACCACGAAUGUGGAGAUGGAUUCUCUGAACGACAGAGGGAGAAGAAGAUGGUCACUCCAGACGAAGACGUUGAGGUAUCUCGUUUUAACAGGGUCCACACAGCUGGUCCAAAACCUAAUCCCCCUCAUCCUAGAAAUGUUACCCCCAAAGCUAGUGCCCACCCCAACUCCUCCCCCCACCUUUCUGUAGUCGGAGGUCUUGGACCACCAAAUCGUUCCACCAUCCCAAGUCCUCAGCCAACACCUUCUCCUGUCCUACAGAUCUCCGAAAUUAGCAGUAUUCAGACAAGCCUACCUCCACUAAAAACCACUCCCACUCAGACCCCCACACCCACUUCUAGUGUUGGGUCCUCUUCUGCCUCCUCUCGCUGCCGGACUCCUCUUUCAUUGGCUCAACAGAAAUACAAAAAGGGGGACGUGGUGUGCACGCCUAAUGGGAUCCGUAAGAAGUUCAAUGGGAAGCAGUGGAGGAGGCUUUGCUCCAGGGAGGGCUGCAUGAAAGAAUCCCAGCGCCGCGGGUACUGCUCCCGACACUUGUCCAUGCGAACCAAGGAGAUGGAGGCAGCAGGUGGAGAGAAGGGAGCAGGGGGCAGCAGCUCGGGGACGGUCACCCCCUCUGACCUUCUGCGGCAAGCCAGCAGCGAGUUUGAGUGGGACGAGACUUCCAGGGAGAGCAGUGAGAUCAGCAGCAGAGGAGACUCCAGGCCGCGCCUGGUCCUCCCCUCCCUCCUUCCCCAUGAACUGUCGUCACGCUUCGACUUUGAUGAGUGUGAGGCCGCCACCAUGCUCGUGUCGUUAGGGAGCUCCCGCUCCGGGACCCCCUCCUUCUCCCCCAUCUCCAACCAGUCACCCUUUUCCCCUGCCCCCUCUCCUUCACCCUCCCCACUGUUUGGUUUCAGGCCGGCCAACUUCUCCCCUAUUACUGCCUCCCCAGUCGUGCAACACCGAAGGCACCGGCAGCCCAGCGGCACGGGAGGAGGAGGAGGGGGAGGGGGCGGGAGCAGCAAAGUUUCAAUCUCAGGUGGAAGUGCAGAAAGGGAAAAACACCCUUCAGGUAUCCACUCCUCCUUCCACAACAACUUAACAUUUACCGUCCCAAUGAGCCCCAGCAAAAGAAAACCAGAGGCACCCCCACCCCCAACGCUUCCCACGCACCACCACGACUACACCCCCAAAACAGAGCUGGAGCAGGUGGACCUCAACAACUCUUUUAGGGUGUUGUCCCCCCAAACGCCCGUGUCACAUUCCCGCAGUCACACACCCACUUUCUCCCGGCCCAAAGGAGGCACUACCCCGUCCUCUAGCAGGCCUUCAUCCUCUACAGCUGUCUCCCCUCCUCCUCUGCUAGUGUCCCCAACUCCUCCUUCUCCCCUCAGUACAGAAGGGGGGGCCCGUCGUGUCGUCCAUGUUUCUCAACAGACUUUGCGGGACUCCCCUGUCAUUGUAAGAAAUCCCGAAGUCCCUUUAGCAAAAUUUACAGAGACUCCAAUGGGAAGAGGAGGAGGUGCAGACGAAGGGGGAACAGACAGCUCCUCAUCUCAAGACGUUGUCCCAACCCCCCUUAUUUCUCAGCCAGUUUCUGGCCUCCAGGUUCCGGUCCCAAUUAACCGCGCUGCAGCCCCCGUACCGAACAAUGCCGUCCUCCUGCGCAGCCCGGCUCAAACACUCCUGCUGGUGUCCCCGACACCCUCCGCCUUGCCGGGGUUUGACCCCUCUGCCCCCAUCCCACAGACACUAUCAGUUACAGUAAGCACAACAGUCUCAGCUACUGCCACCACCAGCACGGACACUUCUGCAGAAAGAGAGGACAACAGAGGCAGUGGGUUUGGGACUGGAGUUCAGCAGCCGGUUCCCUGUCAUCCGUCUCCUACAGCUCUGCUUCCCCUGAUCCUGCCUGCAGAAAGUCUGCACCCCGUCCCCCGGAAGGACAUCAUCAUGGGACGUCCUGGUACAGUGUGGACCAAUGUAGAGCCCCGCUCAGUUCCAGUCUUCCCUUGGCAUUCAUUGGUUCCUUUUCUGGCACCGACCCAAUCAGAUGCUUCCCCUCAGCCAGAAGAGGGCCAGCACCCAGUCAACCACCCCCAAGCUGCCAUCCUAAAGACAGAAUGUCAGGGGGUAGCAUCGCUUUCACAGGAGCCCACAGAGGCACCUCCCACUGUAGAAAGAGUUCCUCCAACCCGGCCUCUCCCUUCCUCUUAUGAGCCGCUUCCAGAGAAGGAGAAAGGAGAUGCAGAGAGAGAGAGGCCCGACAGUGAAACUGAGAGUGAUGUGGACGACCCUUUCUUACCAGGAGUUGUACCUGAGCCGCCCAUCACCACAUCACCAGUUAAGAGGCGUACCCAGUCUCUCAGUGCGCUACCCAAAGAUGGAGAUAAGAACAGUCCAGGAAAGAGAGAAAAAGACCACAUCCGACGACCAAUGAAUGCAUUCAUGAUUUUUAGCAAGCGUCAUCGAGCCUUAGUGCACCAGCGGCACCCGAACCAGGACAAUAGGACGGUUAGCAAGAUCCUUGGGGAGUGGUGGUACGCUCUGGGACCAAAAGAGAAGCAGAAGUACCACGACUUAGCCUUCCAGGUUAAAGAAGCCCAUUUUAAAGCCCACCCAGACUGGAAAUGGUGUAACAAAGACAGGAAGAAGUCCAGCUCUGAAGGCCGUGGAGUCCCUGGGGCUAAAGACAUCAGAGAGAGAAGCAUGUCUGAAUCCACAGAGCCUCAUUCGGUGGAGCUGAAGGGUGUGGGUCCAGGUUUGGUGGGUGUUUCUGAGAGGAGCACAGCAGAAGAGCAUGUUGGCCAGCUCACUCGUCCUAGAGCCUUCUCUCAAAGUGCCAUGCACAGUCUGGGUGACAGGGGUAACACCCAGGCCCUGGCAGAACUAGCACAGAUGUGUGGUGAAAGUGGCAGUCAGUUUUCAAGCCAUGCCCCUUCACUCUCACAGAACCAGCGGGGCGUCAGUGAGGACAUGACCAGCGACGAUGAGCGCAUGGUCAUCUGCGAGGAGGAGGGGGACGAUGAUGUCAUCGAGGACCCUUAUCCUAGCAGCUCCAUAGAUCUGAAAUGUAAGGAGCGAGUGUCUGACAGCGACAGUGAGAACGCUUCAGGAGAUGAAGGCGAUCGGAAGAGGGUUUUUGCCCCAGUCAUCUGCUCGUCUUCCUCCACUUCUUCAUCGCAUCACACCCCCCAUGGCAGGAGCGUCUCGCUGUCCUCUUACCCCUCAAGCAAACGCUAUGAUGAGGGGAGGUCUGGAGGGGGUGGGCUUUCAGACCACAGGAGGAAGGAGAGAGGAGAGGCAGAAGGAAAGGACACUUUUGUGGUUGAGGGUGGCAGAGGUGUGCAGGCCCCUCCCCUCUCCCUCUCCUCUGGUCAGUCAGUCAUUUCUACAUCUCUAGCUGGAGGGCCCCCGCCCUCGUCCGCAGGCUCUUUGGGAACAAACCCUCUCCUGGGUAUUGGGACUGUGCGGGUGGCGUCCACAGCAGUGACCAACGUGAUGCGUCCUGUAAUCAGCUCGCCCCUCCCCAUUGCCAGCAAACCUAGAGAGGGAGGCUCCUCGUCCAGCCCCCACCCCCCUGAGAGGAAGUCCCUGACUCCCCAACAGCAGCCCCAACUUCUGAUCAGUCCAGGGGUUGGGGGCGGGGCUGCAGCCACAGGGGGUGGGUACUACUCUUCAUCUUCGCCCAAUCCAGCGGGUGCAGGCGGUGUGGUCACUAACUUAGUGUUGGGAGGAGCUCUGCCUGCACAGUCAGCUGUCCAGCUCAUUACCCCCUCCCCCCCUUCCCAGCUACCGCAUCAGCAAGCCCUCCCCUCCACCGCUGUUUCAGCCACACAUAGCCAAAGCAACGGGCCCCUGCCUGUGCCUCUGCUUCAGCCCCAGUUCCUUCCUGCUUCCUCCCUGGCUCCCCCUGGGGGUAAGGCCAUCACACAAGUUCAAUACAUUCUGCCCAGUUUACCAGCCAGCACCCACCCCAAGAGCCCGCCUCAGCAGCUCAGCCAGCCAACCAGUAUCUUCAACUUACCCACAGCACCCCCGACACAUGUGUCAUUGUCCAAUGGAAAGCAGCAGGGUGCGAGUCUACCAGCGGGAGCGGUGGGUGUGGUCAGUUCUGGGUCUAGAGUGCAAACGCAGUCUCCAGUGCUCCAGGGUAAAAUGCUGGUUCCCAUGGCAACAGUAAGGACUGCACCAGCCCCUGCCCAGCAGUUUCCCAUUGUGACUCCACCUCUUCCUGUACAGAAUGGUGCUCAGUCUGGAAGCAAGAUCAUCCAGAUUGCUCCUAUGCCAGUGGUCCAGUCGCAGCUCCCUCAGGGAGGAGCAGUGCAUCCUGCCAGUGCUUUCCCGGUUACAGUGGGCACAGCCGCUGUGGUGGCACCUGGAUCCGCCCCCUCCCAGACGGUGCUGCUGCCACAAGCACCUACUAGAAUCACCUAUGUCCAGUCCACUCCUGGGAUCUCAUCCACUCUGCCUUUAGUCUCCACGACAACCGGCUCUUCCUCGUCUCAGCAAGCUCUGCCCGUCCCUGGAUCUGCAUAUGUCCCAUCGCCGUUAGCAACCCUCGGGUUCACGGCCAUUGCUUCACCUGGACAGACACUCGUUCAGCCGCUAAUUGCUGGCCAGCCACCGCUUCUAGCAGCCGCUCAGACCCCACAGCCCCCCACCUCAGCCCCCGCUGCUGGUUCUGGGAGCCAGAUAGUCACAGCCAUCUACCCUCCUUCACCAAGUGUCACCAUGGCAACAGGGGUUGUUUCCAUGGCACCGGUGCCCUCGAGUGUGGCCUACACCGUCUCCAGCUCAAGUGCUUCCCCACACAUCUUGCCUAAACACCCACCAACCCUCAGUGCUGUCACACCUCAUCCACAGCCCCAUCCGGACAGACAGGUGGACCGGCAGCUGCCUCCGGACAGGCCCGCCGAGCGACAAAAUGACAGGCAGGCUGAACUGCCGGGACACUUUGAGAGACAGUUAGACAGGCAGUUGCAUACCUCCAGCAGUGGCAGCUCAGUGGCACCCCCUGGUGGCUCAGCAGUGUCCGUCAGGCCCUGCAGUCCUCCCCUUCAAAUCCAAAUUCCUGGCAACCCACCAGGUACGCCCAAGCUGUUACAGCCUCCGGUCAGGAACCCUCUCAAAGUAAAGGCAGCCAUCGCCACCAUCCCAGUGGGGAGCUACGAUGGAGGAGGCAGGGGAAAAGAGCGUGACAAGGAGAAGGAGCGGGAGAAGGAGGCGGGCAGGGAAACUGCCAGCAACAGUCAUUUCUCUUUUGAUCCUGAGCCGCUGAGGCAGACGGGCUCUCCGUCAGCCCCUCCCACAGAGGAGCCCCCGUCUUUAGAUCGAUCUCUGGAGGGCUCCAGUACGACGGACUCUACCGACGCCCGGAACAGAGAAAGCAUAACCACCAAAGAGGCUGCAUGGAAGGAGCAGGAGUCCCUCCCCUCCCCUCCUCUCCCCCCUCCAUCAACCACAGAGCCCUCUUUACCACCUCCACAGACUGACAAAGACACUCUGACGCCCAAAAAGAUUAAAGCUCGUCCCCCACCACUGAAGAAGACCUUCGACUCUGUGGACAAGACUGGCAGGGUUCUUUCAGAGGUAUACUUUGAGGAACGCUUCGCUGAGCUGCCAGAGUUUCGACCAGAGGAAGUUUUGCCGUCGCCGACCUUGCAAAGCCUGGCCACUUCCCCCCGUGCCAUCCUGGGAAGCUACCGCCGAAAGAGGAAGAACUCCACAGAUUUGGAUUCUGCCACCGAUGAGCAGCUAUCGCCGAAGAGAAAAAGUCGGCGGCGAUCAAGCUGCAGCUCGGAACCAAACACGCCUAAAAGUGCCGCUAAGUGUGAGGGGGACAUCUUCACGUUUGACAGAGCAGCCCCUGAUGGAGAAGACAUUCUGGCUGAACUGGAGUUUGAGAAAGUGCCGUACUCCUCCCUGAGGCGAACUCUGGAUCAGAGGAGAGCUCUUGUCAUGCAGCUGUUCCAGGAGCAGGGCUUCUUCCCAUCAGCUCAGGCCACUGCAGCUUUCCAGACGAGAUACUCCGACAUUUUUCCCACUAAGGUGUGCUUGCAGCUGAAGAUCAGGGAGGUCCGGCAGAAGAUCAUGCAGACAGCGACUCCCACCGACGGCCCCGGCUUGGGGCCCUCGGACUCCUCGUGCUCUCUUCCCGGACCGUCCGGCUCCCACUCGGGGGAGGGACCUGGGAGAGGUGGAGACCUGCAGGAUGACGAGGCUGAACAGGGAGCACAGGCGAGCCCAGAGAAGCCUCGUGAUCCACACGAGUCUGCUAGAUGAACACAGAAGACAAGUCCGACUGACCAAUCAGUGACGACUUCAGUCACCUCUAUUCACCCUCACCUUUAUCCACAUCCUCACUUCCAACUCUCAUUUUGAUUUACAACAGCUGCUGACCUUAAGAAAAUGUUGUUUGCAGUUUUGGGACGCUUUUAAAAAAAAAAGUAUUAGCAUUCAGAAAACUAAAGGCACAACACAUGUCCCAUGUACACAUACUGCAGCAACUCUCCUAAUUCCCACACUUCCACUCUGCAUUAAUUACCUUAGAAAGAGACUCCAUUAAUGCCAGUAAUUGAAGGACCAUCAUGUACAGGUGCACGCAUUUGCCUUGGAGACGAAACGGUUCUCGCCUUGGACGAGCUCGCUUUAGGCCACUUUGAAAUGUCCAACAGUUGGUAGUUUAAAGAGCUAGAUCUAUGUUUUGAUAUUUGUUUGGUUUUUAGAUGAGUAAAGACAUUACGUGUCUGCUUGAGUAACCACAUGUAUUUACUGAAUUGCUGUAAGCUUGCGAUUCCUUUCUGCCGGCGUUUGGGGGCUGGCCCUCAACAGCCGGAAACACGCAGCCCGAUUGGGACGGUCGACGCAGUGGAUCUGGAGCGACGUUUGUCGUCCGUCGACCUUCAGGAGAGGUCCACCACGACUCACUGACUGACUGAUAGAAACUAGCGUGGGCUUCUGGCAGUGCCAUCAUUCCUGCAGUUACCUGACUGGCCAAGUCCUUCCUUCUUGUGACUGAUCCUGGCACGUGCUUUCAGUUAGGAACCAAGCAUUCCUGUGCCUGAAAGGAAGGAAGGAGGGUCAGAGUCACUGGGCACAUCUGAGAGGUGGAGGUCUGGAUCCAAAGACCUUAAUCCUCUAUUGCCAAGCAGUCUUUUCAUUUUUUUUAAGUGUUCUGAUUUGUAUUUAACAUUGUUAUAUUCAGUUUGUUGCUGUACUAUUCCUUUGAUUAUUACUUCUUGUAUCAUCACAGUGAUUUUUUUUUUUCUAACCGUUUUGGAGGCAGGUGAGAUGCUGCUUCACGCCCGGACACUUCCUCCAUUUUAGUCUUCCUUUAGUCAUCUGAACAAAAACCUGUGGUGCAGUUUCUAAGGAUUAUUUAAAAUGUCACUUUUUUUAUCUCUCCGGGUUGUUUCAAUAGCCUCAACACGAGCAUUUCAUUUGACCUUCUCAGAGAGAAAACUGGUCAAUGCUAGGAGGACGAAGCAGAGAGCCGUUCAGGACGCCGUUUGUGUUGUAAAUAAAUACUGUAGAGUCAAGUUGACUCACCUGUCGUUAAACAUACAUCUUUUAAGCAGAAACAUGGAGAGAAAAUAUAUUUGCCUAUUAAUGUCCCAGUUUGACAUUUUUAAUAUGUUCCAAGAAAAGAAUCUAAAUUGUUAGUUGAUUAUAAAAGCCAAAAUAUCAAGAGUUUUCCCCUCAGAACUGAUUCCACACGGUGGUAAAAAUGUUACUCAAACAUAAACUUUGUCCAUAAGAUAAGAGUUUAUGCAAAAGGUUGACUCUUUUUUUUUCAUGUGGCUGCAAACCGUUGAUCAUAUUUGUGGGGAAAAAACAAUUUAUUUGAUCAAUUUACACCAAUAUUACAAAACUGAAAAUAAUCACAUCCAUAAAAAUAAUUACAAAAAACGAAUACAAAUAUGGUCUGAGGCACUACCCAUGGUCCUUAUUUACCCCGUCUAGAAUGCAUCUUUUUCCUGUAUUCCACACGAGAUAGAACCGGACAACACUGGUCUGGUGCUUGAAUAUCUACCGUCGGGGUCCCAGUACUUGAAGAUAUUCCAUUUUCCUGUUUCUGCCAGUAUUAAGACUCGUAUGGAUGUGUUCGGUUCUGUGAUGGCCUUAACCUUCCCUCAGAGCAGCUGCAGACCUUCCACAGCCCCCGUCUCCACGGCCAGGCCGUUCUCCAGAGCUGUGUGGUAGAUCUCCAGCGCCUGCUCCAGAGGCAGCGCUCCUCCCUCCGUGGUCUCGAUGAUGGCGAUGGUCUCCCCAAACUCAUCACACAUGAUGGUUGGGGUGCCCUGCACCUGCAGAAAAAACAAACAAAGAAGGUAAAUAAAUACAGCACAGCGGUGCAGAUGUUAUCUAGAUCUGAUAGAAAUCCCGAAAGGAGCCUUUCAUUCUCGUUGGUGGAUUAUCCUUGUGUCUUCUGGUGACAAUCCAAGAAACUUUUUUUUUCAUUCCAUUGUAAAAGAAGUCAAACACCUGCUAUAUAAAAGGAUGGUUUUGUAAAUGGUCAUUACAACCCUUGUAAGUCUUUCUGACUCAAGUAAAACCUGAAUAAAUAAACAUUACUAUUAUUUC